Trichomonas vaginalis G3 is the source of this 966-nucleotide messenger RNA. RefSeq lists its product as uncharacterized. The record is from RefSeq and is a predicted model, not a curated record. The transcript has a single exon. The annotation marks the transcript as partial. Lineage: Eukaryota; Parabasalia; Trichomonadida; Trichomonadidae.
AUGGAUUAUUAUUAUCCGUAUUAUAAAAAUGAAAUUUUGAAAUAUCAUGAUAAAAUAAUUUCUAAAAUUAAAGACAAAAUUAAAAAUAAUGAAUAUACAAAGGGAAAAACUAAAUCACAACUUAAACAAUUGAAAGAUUUCAAAAAUAAAGUAUUAACAGAAGAAGAUAUUGAUGAAUUAUAUAAAUUAUAUAAUCCUGAGCCGCAAAAGCCAAAGGAACAAAAACAAAAGAAGAAAAAGCCGAAAACAACACCAAAAGAGAAAGUAGCAAAUGUUCAACAGCUAAAGGUGCAAAACGCCCAGGUCCUUCAGACCAUAAAUGAAGCACAAGCUUUAAUUUAUGAUUCAUUAGUUAAACCAUAUUCAGCCCGACUUUUAAAUGAAGAUCAACUUUUGGAAUUCAUCCUUCAACAUAAACUCGAAGCGGGAAAGUAUAUCAAACCUUUAUAUACAGCAUAUUUAAAACAAAUGAAUAGAAUACAUCCAGAAUUAAUGAAGGGGGGAAUGAAAUCCAAAACUUCAUCAUCCAAAAUCAAAGCAGAUAAAAUUAAACCACUUGCAAUACCAAAACCUCCAACGGUAGUACCUCCUCCUUCAGUUAAUCCUUCAUCAUUCACUUUAUUAUAUCCAUUUCAAACAUUAAAGAAGCAAAAAGAUUUUAAAAAGGAUUUCAAGAUAUUAAAUAAACCAACCGACCCAAAAAUUCAACCGUUAAAGGAAAAAUUUAGUCGCCCUUCAUUUGCACUAUAUCCAUAUUCAUACGAAAUCGAUCAUCUGGAAUAUUCAAAAGGAAACGUUACUUAUUUAUUCGCCAUUAACAUUAACACUAGAUAUUUAUAUUGCAUUCCGGUGAAAGGGAAAACAGAACAGGAAACAAGAAGAGCUAUACAAUACUUACUAGAUCAUGAAAGAGUAGAUAAUAUAAGGGGUGAUGGUGAUAAAGGAUUUCAGGCAGCUAUGACUCAU